UAGUCAGAGAAACCCAUAAACUUUGAGUCACACAUCAGCAUCCCCCUCAUCAAAAUAAGCACUUUUCUAUCCAACCAAAACAGCCUCAUGUUUUUUCUUUAACCAUAACCUCUUAUUCUCUUCAUCUAAUCUCUCAAACUAAAAAAAACACAAGAGAAUCAAAAUCCCAUUUGAUAAUGUUCUACAAAACCAUCAAAUAAUAUACUUUCCCCCCUCUUAUAAUCCUCUGAGUUUCCCAUUUGGAAAUUCACUUCAAGAGAGAGUUUUAGUACUUAACCAAAAAAUGGCAGUGUGCACAGUUUACAAUGUGAAGUCUCUGAAUUCUAACUACUCAAUCUCAGCACCAGCAAAAACCCACCUGGGAUUUCACCAAAAACAAGUCUUUUUCUACAGCACUGGCUCCAAGAAAGCAAACUACAAGAGAUCAGGCAGCUCUGAAAUAACAUGUGCAGCAGACUCUGGCACAAUUGUGAUUGGCUUGGCAGCUGAUUCAGGCUGUGGAAAGAGUACUUUCAUGAGGAGGCUGACAAGUGUUUUUGGAGGUGCUGCAGAGCCACCAAAGGGAGGCAACCCUGAUUCCAACACUCUGAUAAGUGACACUACAACUGUGAUAUGUUUAGAUGAUUAUCACUCACUUGACAGAACUGGAAGAAAAGAGAAGGGAGUGACAGCACUUGACCCAAAAGCCAAUGACUUUGAUCUUAUGUAUGAACAAGUUAAGGCUAUUAAAGAAGGUAUUGCUGUUCAGAAGCCAAUUUACAACCACGUCUCUGGCCUUUUAGACCCUCCAGAGCUCAUCAAGCCCCCGAAGAUCCUUGUCAUUGAAGGACUGCACCCAAUGUAUGAUGAAAGGGUGAGGGAUCUCUUGGACUUCAGUAUCUACUUGGACAUCAGCAAUGAGGUUAAGUUUGCAUGGAAGAUCCAGAGAGACAUGGCAGAAAGAGGACACAGCCUUGAGAGCAUAAAAGCCAGUAUUGAAGCCCGAAAACCAGAUUUUGAUGCUUACAUUGAUCCACAAAAGCAAUAUGCAGAUGCAGUUAUAGAAGUUUUGCCAACACAGCUUAUUCCCGACGAUAAUGAGGGGAAAGUCCUGAGAGUUAAGCUGAUAAUGAAAGAGGGAGUGCAGUUUUUCAGUCCAGUUUACCUGUUUGAUGAAGGUUCAACCAUUUCUUGGAUACCUUGUGGCAGAAAACUUACUUGCUCUUACCCUGGCAUCAAAUUUGCCUAUGGCCCUGACUCCUACUAUGACAAUGAGGUUUCUGUGUUGGAGAUGGAUGGACAAUUCGACAGAUUAGAUGAGCUCAUCUACGUCGAGAGCCAUCUGAGCAACAUUUCAACCAAGUUCUACGGUGAGGUAACACAACAGAUGCUAAAACAUGCUGAUUUCCCUGGUAGCAACAAUGGAACAGGUCUUUUCCAGACCAUUGUUGGAUUGAAAAUCCGAGACCUCUAUGAGCAACUUAUUGCCAGCAAGUCUGGAACUCCAGUGGCCACGAAAGCCUAAAAAAAUUGCUAGAGGUACUCGGACAUAGCACUGUGUCACCUGAUAUUUUUAUCCUCCGCAUAUAUCUGUAAAAUUCGUAUUCAUCCACCUAAAAUUUUCAUUUUUUAGCCAAACUAUUUCUCCCAAGGAUGAGGUAAAUCCUUAUGUAUUUAGGUCCGGUCAUUCUGUGGAACCUUGUAAUAUAGAGAAAACAAUGCAGAAAUGAAACACGAACAUAUUUAAUUCUCUGCAA
Messenger RNA from Daucus carota subsp. sativus, 1736 nucleotides. RefSeq names its product phosphoribulokinase, chloroplastic. The coding region runs from base 284 to 1504 and encodes 406 amino acids. Lineage: Eukaryota; Viridiplantae; Streptophyta; Magnoliopsida; Apiales; Apiaceae. Gene Ontology annotation, molecular function: phosphoribulokinase activity; ATP binding. The record is from RefSeq and is a predicted model, not a curated record. Gene Ontology annotation, cellular component: cytoplasm; chloroplast. The transcript has 5 exons. Gene Ontology annotation, biological process: carbohydrate metabolic process.